GAUCCGUCCUUGAAACUUUUAAUUCUAAACUCAGUCGAUUUUAUUUUGCUCUGGUCAUUCUUUGCGAUUAUAAAUUGCUUGACUCGUGUCUUCAAAUACAUGGAAAUUGUUGACUGAUUGCUCUCUGCGCGUUCACAUUUAAUUAAGUGCGGCUGUAUCUGAACGCUCAGCUUUUGGUCUUGUGAAUCACGUUUGUCAUCAACAUUGCAGAGGAAAACCGGAUUAAUAUUUUUGAUUUUUCGAGUGAAACGCAAAUUUUGAGUGUUCCCUGGCAAGGAUUUUUUAGGAACCACCAGUGAAAAGUUUCAUUGGUCAUGGAGAAUGUGAACGAUCUUCCAGCUGAGAUUUUGAUUCAAGUGUUUGACUUUCUAACAGUCAGCGAAAGAAAAAUCGCCGCAUCCGUUUGCACUUUAUGGUGCCGUAUCCUGCAUUGCGUGAGAUAUCAGCGACAAUGUAGGUUUCUGUUGGACAGGACUUUCGAGGAAGGCCUUUCGGACAUGGAAAAACAAGUGCUUCUUAACUGCCGGAAUCUAUCGAUCACACAUUGGGAUGAGGACAGUGAGGACGAAGAAGACGAGGAAGAUAUUAUAGAGCUUAAGUAUCUUUACAAACCUUCUCCGGAACAAAAUCUGGCAGAUUUGUUAUUUAAUCCCAAGCUCGAUCUUGAAAGCCUAGAAUUGUUCAGUACUUACGACAGUUGUCGACAUAUUAUCGAUUCCCGAUUGCCACAGCUAGAAAAUCUCCAAAAUCUUUCUCUAAACUUUGAUCAGAAUCAAAAACCCAACAAAGCUGCUGAUACUUCAGUUUGGACAAUCCAGCACGAUCGUAUCAAAUCCUUCAAAUUGGACAUUUCUCAUAAUGUAAAACCCUAUCGGUUGAUAACACCUCAUCUGACAUGUCUGGAUGUGACCACAAAUUGCCGAUGGAAUAUCGAGCUGGUGGAAAUGUACAGCAAUCAGUUACAGUGCCUCAAACUGCGAUUCGAUGAUGCAGAAUCCAUGGAUCAAAUCAUAAGUAUGGCCUUCCCAAAGUUAACAGAGUUGCAUGUUCAGAUGUUCGACGACAAAGAUAUCCAGGUGCGGUACGCUCGGAUGAACCAUCGCUUGACCCAUCUGGAGAAGGAUGAACAGUUCGUGCGGGGGAUGCCUCAGCUGAAAAAAUUGCAGCUGUACAGCAAUUUGAUGUUCUACCGGAUGAGUGCUUUUAUGGGCAGAUAUUUACGAUUGCUGCAGGAACUCACCUUGGAAGAACAACAAAUCGAUUACGCACAACUGAAAACUGUAGAAACGUUACCACAGCUUAAGACUCUAACCCUAUUCCGGUGCGAAGUUCUCCAAACAUCGUCCAUGCUUCCCGCCCUGCAGCUUCCGCGACUGCACAAGCUUACACUAUUGUACAACGAGUCCAGUAUCGUGUUCGACAAAGGCCUUGCCAACAUCACCCAUCUGAAAAUAUCCCUAUGGAUGCGCAACAAUCACAAAGUGCUGUAUAAAAUUUGCAAUAAUCUAUCAAACCUGGAGCACCUGGAGGUGCGCGUCAACUCUAAGCUGGUCAACACAUCGCUGCGGCAUCUGCACCGGUUAACUAAGCUAAAAAGUCUCAAAUUAGAUGACGUCGAACUAAACGCCCGUCUGUGGACUCACUGUCCGAUAGUGGCUUCCGUCCAACGGCUAGUAUUAAUCAAUUGCUCCUUCAAGCUCGAUACGCUGCAACCGGUAGCUGAAUUGUUCCCAUCGCUGCAGGAACUAUUUGUAGAUAGGUGUUAUAUUAAAAACUGUGAUCAGGAAAAGGUCGGAGACGAAGAUGAGGACAGAGCUGAGGCUCUCGUUAGUAGUAGUCCUUGCUUUGAUGAAUCUUCCAAAAGCGACGAAACGUUCAAUGUUGAAGAUUUACAUGGAGACAAUACUGGGUCAACGGAUGAUAGUGAUUCAGAAGACGAAGAUAGCUCGUCCGAAAAACAGAGCCUUACUAUAGAUCGGGUGCGGCGGUGGUUUCCCCAAAGCCGAGUUUCGUUUAAGGAUGCGUACUUUCGUUUUACGAACGAUUACGAUUAAAAAAGUUGAUUUAUUUGAA
This is a messenger RNA of Uranotaenia lowii, 2073 nucleotides long. RefSeq lists its product as uncharacterized. The transcript is spliced from 5 exons. Gene Ontology annotation, molecular function: protein binding. The record is from RefSeq and is a predicted model, not a curated record. The coding region runs from base 315 to 2054 and encodes 579 amino acids. NCBI's taxonomy places the organism in Eukaryota, Metazoa, Arthropoda, Insecta, Diptera, Culicidae. Gene Ontology annotation, cellular component: SCF ubiquitin ligase complex. Gene Ontology annotation, biological process: SCF-dependent proteasomal ubiquitin-dependent protein catabolic process.